AAAAGGAAAUCACGAAGUAGUCACUGUUGAACUAUGGCUGUGCGUUCAAAACAUUUCGACGGCGUGCUCACGUAAACCUCUUUUAGUCGCCAAAAUAUCUCUUUUUUUGGGGGGUAUUGGUGUGUACGCGAGCCGUGUAACAUGUCUACCAGAGCUUUGCGGAGGCUAAAAGGGAAACAGCGGGGUCAGGAGGCGGUUGUCGCGGAGGAGCUAACUUUGCCAGAAAGCCCCGAUGAGCUGGCCGAAAGCGACGGAGAGCAGUUGGACACCGCCGGUGUCUGCCCACCGUCACAUCGGAAUGGCACCAGCCGAAAGUCAAAGAAAAACAAAGAUCGUAAAAACAUCUGUGCCAUUUUUGAAAUGAUAAGUGAUGCGGAAAAAGUCUCUGCCGAUGAAGACCUAGAGAAACUCGACAUAGACAAAACAGAUGACACAGGACAUAUGGACAGCAAAGAAAACAGCAGUCAAGGGCCAAAUGAGCCUUUGUCUAGUGUGAAGAAAAAGAAGAAGAAAAAAAAGUCAAAAGUUAAAUCUGACAAUGUGCAGGCAGCACUUGCACUAGAUGACGACAUUGAUUUAUUGCUAGAAAACUUGGAGCAGUCCAAUGGUUUGACUUUCCAAAAUGACUGCGGAGGCUGUGACAGAAGAUUUGUUCUACAUGUCGAGCACAGGAAUCUGAACCCAGAAACGGAGCUGAAGAAAUAUUUUGGGAGUCGAGCAGUUUUGGGGGAUCAAAGACUGCGACAACGCAAUAGACAGUUUCAUCGGAACACGUGGAUGACCAGCCCCAAGGAAAGUUGGCCUCGAUUCAGCCGCCCAGGAAUCUCAAUGACCUUACUUGAGUCAAAAGAUGGCGUUCAAUACUUCACCUUUGAGCACAGUCGUGACUAUCAACAAGUACAGUUCAAGUUCCUGGAUGCUGUUGAGUCCAUGGAUCCAAACAACAUUGUGGCUCUGUUGCAGCUUAACCCCUACCACGUUGACUCUUUGCUGCAACUCUCUGACGUAUGCCGUAUCCAAGAUGAUCAAGAGAUGGCCAGGGACCUUAUUGAGAGGGCCUUGUACACUUUUGAAUGUGCGUUUCACCCCGUAUUUAGUUUGACGUCUGGGACCUGCAGACUGGAUUAUCUCAGACCAGAAAACAGGGCUUUUUAUCUGGCUCUUUUCAAGCACAUGAUGUUCCUUGAGAAGAGAGGAUGCCCCCGGACAGCUUUGGAGUACUGCAAGUUGAUUCUGAGUUUGGACCCAGACUCUGACUCGCUGUGCAUGCUGCUGCUCAUUGAUUACCUGAUGCUACGUUCCAGACAGUACGACGCUCUACUUCAGCUUUAUGAGGACUGGGAGGAACACAGAAAUCUGUCGCAGCUGCCAAACUUUGCAUUCUCCACUGCACUCUGCCAUUUCCAUCUCAGUCAGCAGGAAGAAAUCAAGCCUGAAGAAAGUGAUCAAGCAAAACACAAAGCUGACCAAAUGCUGCAGGAUGCGCUCAUCAUGUUUCCUGCAGUCUUGAUGCCUUUAUUGGAUCUAUGCACUGUGCAGCCAGAUGUCACAGUCACCUCACAUGCAUUCUUUGGUCCAAGCAGUCAGAUUGGACAGCUGCCAGCCUUGGCUGAACUGACUGCGCUGUACGUGGGGAGGAUGCACAGCCUUUGGAGGGAAGCGGCAGUUAUGCUUUGGUUGGAAGAGAAUGUGAGGGAGGUGCUGUGUCGAAUUGAUGCAAACGACCCAUUGGUGGAGGACUCUCAAAACAAGAGAAAACAGAGAUACCAGAAUGCUCCGCGGAACAUCCAUCGCCACGUUCUGCUUUCUGAGAUCAAAGAGGCCACAUCUAGUCUCCCUCUGGAGGUGACCACUCAGCCCGUGAUGGGAUUUGACCCUCUCCCCCCGGUGGAUUCCGUUGUUUCCUACACCAGACCAGUGAGGCAACGUGUUGCAGCAUCGAACGAGAGCACGCUGUCGCUAUUUUUCCGUUCCUUACUACCAAACUUCAACCUUCAGGGUGACCUAAGGCAGGAGGAGGGCGACACAGACGUGGCUCGAGCGGGACAGGAGCUCAACCAGGAAGUCAACCGCCUCAUGGUGGCAAUGAGGGACAUGCUGGCGAACAUCAGGUUUCAAGAGCCGCCACGGGAGGACGACGGUUUUAGUGAUGAGGAAGAAUGGGAUUGAGUGGGACCUCUUUGAAACUGGGACACAAAGCUGAUCAACAAAAUGUCUGUAACUAAAUUGCUGCCAAAAUGGGCUCCUUCAAAAAGCACUUCCCCUCAAUUUUUUGAUCUCAAAGAUUCAUUAAAAGAUAAAUUAGCAAUAACCUCAA
Molecule: messenger RNA, 2317 nt
Organism: Syngnathoides biaculeatus (alligator pipefish)
Lineage: Eukaryota; Metazoa; Chordata; Actinopteri; Syngnathiformes; Syngnathidae
Gene: tcf25
Product: transcription factor 25 (basic helix-loop-helix)
Exons: 18
Coding region: 142-2169 (675 amino acids)
Cellular component (GO): RQC complex
Molecular function (GO): protein binding
Source: RefSeq, a predicted model, not a curated record